This is a messenger RNA of Sorex fumeus (smoky shrew), 3132 nucleotides long. RefSeq names its product anoctamin 1 (gene ANO1). The transcript has 27 exons. Gene Ontology annotation, biological process: chloride transmembrane transport. The coding region runs from base 7 to 3105 and encodes 1032 amino acids. Gene Ontology annotation, molecular function: protein dimerization activity; chloride channel activity. The record is from RefSeq and is a predicted model, not a curated record. NCBI's taxonomy places the organism in Eukaryota, Metazoa, Chordata, Mammalia, Eulipotyphla, Soricidae. Gene Ontology annotation, cellular component: plasma membrane.
GGGACCAUGCAGCAGGGGGACAUCCGCCUGGAGGGGCUGCGCCCCCGGGAGGACCCCGCGGACCCCGCGGCCGCUGUGGAUGCGGAGCGCGCGCGGGCGGCCGCUCCCCGCGCACCGACGGCCGCGAUGCGGGUCCACGACAGCUACUCGACGCUCCCGGCCGAGGACCGCAGCGUGCACAUCAUCAACAUCUGCGCCCUGGAGGACGGCGGCCGCCGCGCGAGCGAGGGCACGCUACUCAACUCCUUGUCCGUGGACCCCGACGCCGAGUGCAAGUAUGGCCUGUACUUCCGGGACGGCCGGCGGAAGGUGGACUACAUCCUGGUCUACCAGCACAAGCGGUCAGCCGCCAGCAGGACGCUGGGCCGGCGCGUGCAGCCCGGGGAACCGGCCGCCCGCAGCGUCAAGCCGGACCAGCCGCUGCCCGGCUCGGGGACGCCGCUGGGCGCUGAGCCCGCCGUGGACUACCACGAGGAUGACAAGCGCUCUCGGCGGGAGGAGUACGAGAGCAACCUGCUGGAGGCGGGGCUGGAGCUGGAGCACGACGAGGAGACCAAGCUGCCGGGGGUCGGGUUCGUGAAGAUCCACGCGCCCUGGGCCGUGCUGUGCAGGGAGGCCGAGUUCCUGAAGCUCAAGAUGCCCACCAAGAAGGUCUACCGCCUGCAUGAGGCCCGCGGGAUCCUGAGGAAGAUCAACUCCGUGUUGCGCAAGCUCACGGACCCAAUCCAGCCGCGCGUGGCCGAGCACCGGCCGCAGACCAUGAAGCGCCUCUCGUACCCCUUCUCCCGCGAGAAGCAGCACCUAUUCGACCUGUCUGACAAAGAUUCCUUUUUCGACAGCAAGACCCGGAGCACGAUUGUCUAUGAGAUCCUGAAAAGGACCACGUGCACCAAGGCCAAGUACAGCAUGGGGAAAGGAGAGGGGAGGAAGAAGGACUCUGCCCUUGUAACUAAGAGACGGAAGUGUGGGAAAUACGGUAUCACCAGCCUGCUGGCCAACGGCGUGUACUCGGCCGCCUACCCGCUGCACGACGGGGAUUACGAAGGCGAGAACAUGGACUUCAACGACAGGAAGCUCCUGUACGAGGAGUGGGCGAGCUACGGGGUCUUCUACAAGUACCAGCCCAUCGACCUGGUCAGGAAGUACUUCGGGGAGAAGAUCGGCCUGUACUUCGCCUGGCUGGGGGUCUACACGCAGAUGCUCAUCCCCGCCUCGGUGGUGGGCGUCAUCGUCUUCCUGUACGGCUGCGCCACGGUGGACGACAACAUCCCCAGCAUGGAGAUGUGUGACCAGACAUACAACAUCACCAUGUGCCCGCUCUGCGACAAGACCUGCAGCUACUGGAAGAUGAGCUCCGCCUGCGCCACGGCCCGCGCCAGCCACCUCUUCGACAACCCCGCCACCGUCUUCUUCUCCGUCUUCAUGGCCCUGUGGGCCGCCACCUUCAUGGAGCACUGGAAACGGAAACAGAUGCGGCUCAACUACCACUGGGACCUCACGGGCUUCGAGGAGGAGGAGGACCAUCCCCGGGCCGAGUACGAAGCCAGAGUGCUGGAGAAGUCGCUCCGGAAAGAGUCCAAGAACAAAGAGAAGCGCCGGCAUGUGCCCGAGGAGGCCACAAACCAGUGGCAGCGGAGGGUUAGGACGGCCCUGGCAGGGGUGAAGCUGACAGACAAGGUGAAGCUGACGUGGAGAGACCGCUUCCCGGCCUACGUCACCAACCUGGUCUCCAUCAUCUUCAUGAUCGCCGUGACCUUCGCCAUUGUCCUGGGCGUGAUUAUCUACAGGAUCUCCACGGCGGCCGCCCUGGCCAUGAACUCGUCACCCUCCGUGCGCUCCAACAUCCGGGUGACGGUCACGGCCACGGCUGUCAUCAUCAACCUGGUGGUCAUCAUCCUCCUGGACGAGGUGUACGGCUGCAUCGCCCGCUGGCUCACCAAGAUCGAGGUCCCCAAGACGGAGAAGAGCUUCGAGGAGCGGCUCAUUUUCAAGGCCUUCCUGCUCAAGUUCGUCAACUCCUACACGCCCAUCUUCUACGUGGCCUUCUUCAAAGGCCGGUUUGUGGGGCGCCCGGGUGACUACGUCUACAUUUUCCACUCUUUCCGGAUGGAGGAGUGCGCGCCCGGGGGCUGCCUGAUGGAGCUCUGCAUCCAGCUCAGCAUCAUCAUGCUGGGGAAGCAGCUCAUCCAGAACAACCUCUUCGAGAUCGGCGUCCCGAAAAUGAAGAAGUUGAUCCGCUACCUGAGGCUCAAGCACCGCAGCCCUGCGGACCACGAGUACGUGAAGCGCAAACAGCGCUACGAGGUGGACUUCACGCUCGAGCCCUUCGCCGGCCUCACCCCCGAGUACAUGGAGAUGAUCAUCCAGUUCGGCUUCGUGACCCUGUUCGUGGCCUCCUUCCCGCUGGCCCCGCUCUUUGCGCUGCUGAACAACAUCAUCGAAAUCCGGCUGGACGCCAAGAAGUUCAUCACGGAGCUGCGGAGGCCGGUGGCCGUCAGAGCCAAGGACAUCGGAAUCUGGUACAACAUCCUCCGUGGCAUCGGAAAGCUGGCCGUCAUCAUCAACGCCUUCGUCAUCUCCUUCACGUCCGACUUCAUCCCCCGCCUGGUGUACCUGUACAUGUACAGCAAGAACGGGACCAUGCGCGGUUUCGUCAACCACACCCUCUCCUCCUUCAACGUCAGCGACUUCCAGGCGGGCACGGCCCCCAACGACCCCCUGGAGCUGGGCUACGAGGUGCAGAUCUGCAGGUACAAGGACUACCGGGAACCCCCGUGGUCGGAGCACAAGUACGACAUCUCCAAGGACUUCUGGGCCGUGCUGGCCGCGCGCCUGGCCUUCGUCAUUGUCUUCCAGAACCUGGUGAUGUUCAUGAGCGACUUCGUGGACUGGGUCAUCCCCGACAUCCCGAAGGACAUCAGCCAGCAGGUGCACAAGGAGAAGGUGCUCAUGGUGGAGCUGUUCAUGCGGGAGGAGCAGGACAAGCAGCAGCUGCUGGACACGUGGAUGGACAAGGGCCACGCCCAGGACACGCCCAGCAACAACCACGGCCCCGUGGCCCGUGCCCGCAGCCUGGGCCCCGAGGACCCUGGGGGCGCCCUGUAGGGCCCCCGCCCCUGACCAGCGGGCCUC